UUGAUGAUCUCUCGUGCUGUGGUUGGUGUUGAAGUUUCGUCUUUUGACAACACAUAUUCAGAUCCCAUGCACAAUGCUUGAUCCGUUUGACAUCCCAGAUUAUGAGCACACAGAGGAUGAGAGGUUCCCUCCUCUCCCCCCUCCAUCAUCGCCUGGUCAGAGAGACAUCGAGGAGGAUCCUUUUGGCAAUGGAGAAGGUGAGGAGGAAGGAGAAGUGUCAAAACUCGCAGAAGUGCCAGUGGCAAAAAGACGAACAGUGCAGAGGCCUCGGCCUAAACUGGAUGCAAACAGGUUGAUUUCUGAGAAGGGUCUUCCAGCUUUGCGUACUUUAUUUGAUGAUGUUAAGUUCAAAGGCAAAGGGCACGAGGCAGAGAAUCUGAAGCUCCUCUUGAAGAAAAUGGAGAACUGGGCCCAUCGCCUGUAUCCUAAAAUGCAGUUUGAGGAGUUCAUUGAUAAAGUGGAGAGUCUGGGAAAUAAAAAAGAAGUUCAGACCUGUCUGAAACGAAUUCGAUUGGACAUGCCAAUAACACAUGAGGACUACGUUGAGGAGGGUGAGGGUCGAGUACUGGAAGAGUCUGAUCCAGCUGGAGAGGAAGGUUUCCCUGAAGAUCCGUUUGUCCAUUCUACUCCUGCUCCAGCCUCUCUCACUGAGGAACAGCAGCGGCGCAUAGAGCUCAACAAACGGCUGGCUCUGGAGAGGAGACUUGCCAAGCAGAAACAGUUAGAAUCCUCUCAGAAUUCCAUCCAGGAUGCAGAUGAACCAUCAACCAGUAUUUCAGGACAGUACCUCAGUCAAGAGAGUCAGGCCACUCUGGAGCAGAGCACCUCAGCACAAACGCCACUCAAACAGAAGUCAGCUGCUCCUCACAAUUCCCCUUUAUAUGAUAAUGAGUGUGCUAGUCCACUUCCGAAUGGCAUAGUUGAUGAUGAUGAUAGCAAUUGAACCAAUCCUCCCCUUUUGUACCAAGAGGACUAAGAAUAAAUUAAGAGUUUUUUGGGAAGGGCAACUUAAAUCAGUUGGGGUUUUUCCACAAUUAACCUUUAUAAAUUCUUCCCAGUCAUAUGCCGAACAUCUUUUGCAGCUCAUUGGCAUUUUUUGAAACGCCAACCUAGGGCUUGGUCACCACUAAUGAUCUUAUACACACAUUAAUCUAGUUCAGCGUGCUUGCAUUUUGUCAUAUCUUUUAUCCUCUGUGAGGAUUUUGAAAUGUAUUUGCUCAUAUUCAAAAGAUUUCUUAUCAUUUUACUCUCAGGUUCACAGUAAGAUCAGUGUGAACCUGAGAAUAAAAUCACCACUUUCUGAUUAUUGGCUAGAUAUUAUUAUAAUGUCCUAAUGUUAGCACACAAUACUAGAGGACAAAGAGAGCUUUUAAGGUUGACCCAUUCCCUAUUUUUUUUUUUUUUUGAAAAUGUCAGUUUGUCAUCACCUUCUAAUGUUUCUGUCAGUUACGUUUAUCCCUGUUCUUUUAUUUCAGUGUCAAUUUUUCUGAAUAAAAAUGUAGAAAACCAUUA
Messenger RNA from Carassius auratus (goldfish), 1512 nucleotides. RefSeq names its product TIMELESS-interacting protein-like. The record is from RefSeq and is a predicted model, not a curated record. NCBI's taxonomy places the organism in Eukaryota, Metazoa, Chordata, Actinopteri, Cypriniformes, Cyprinidae. Gene Ontology annotation, cellular component: replication fork protection complex; nucleus. Bases 74 to 943 code for a protein of 289 amino acids. Gene Ontology annotation, biological process: replication fork arrest; replication fork processing; DNA damage response. The transcript is spliced from 8 exons. Gene Ontology annotation, molecular function: DNA binding.